AUGUCGACCAUCACACAGAAGAGAAGGCCACCGCCAUUGAUCAGGACGCAAACCUCGGCGAGCGCCUCAUCUGAUUCUUCCGCCGAUUCUCUCAAAGUCCCAGGUCCACGGACACCACGCUUUGCUGAGGCAACGGCCGUGUACUCUCCAAUAGACCCUCCAGAUCGAUCACCAUUUGCCGAUCCACCAGAGCCAGCCGUUAAAUUACAAACAGUCAUGGCUCAGUCACAGCCCUCAGAUAUCGGCUUCGGCUACAUCUCACAGAACGAUGCCUCACGGCACGACCAAGGGAUUCCAGUCGAGAUUCCACAAACACCAGGAUCACCAUUAAAGAGUGCUAUGAGGAUACCGGGGACACCAGCGAGGAAAUUCGACAACCCGCUGAGUCCGACGUUCCGAGAAGAGCAGAUCUUGGAGAAGCAUGAGGAUAUGACGGAUAAGGAACAAGCGAAGGACUUGACGGUAAAGACAAGAGUACGCAUGGCAAAGUUCAUUCUCAGAGGUGUCAGCUUCAGCUGUAGUUUGAUCGUUCUCGCCAUGAUCUCGAUGACAUUCUCCAUCUUCAGAGCCACCCGAGCGUUACCUCCACGAAACAAUCUUCCACCUUGGGCAGCCGGAACUAAGCAAUGGCCUCAAAUUCUCGUUCUUUCCGUCGCUUGUGUUUCGUUAACGCUUUGUCUCGUGAUCUUCUGGAACUACUGGAAAGGAGGCCAUAAGCGAGCGGAGAAGGUCGCAGUUUAUUACACUCUCUUCGCUGUGGCAUUCUUCAUUUUCAGCGUCGUGAUGUGGGGAAUUGCAGCUGGUAUCUUGCAAGGCUCGAAGAACAACAGCAACAAUAAAGAUAUCUGGGGCUGGUCAUGUGUCGAUAACAAGAGACGUCAACUAUUCCAAGAGAAGGUUGAUUACGGACUUGUUUGCAGAAUGCAGUCCUGGUCGCUUGUUUGCUGCAUCAUCGAAAUCGUCCUCGAGCUUAUCUCCAUCAUCCUCUACGCUGUUGUCUUCUACAGAUAUUACAGCAAGCAACGUCUACGCAAGUCUAUGGACGUUCGUGACCGCGCUCGAUCCGAUCUUUACCUUGCCCAACUUCGCUCUCAAUCCGCACCAAACACUCCAGGCUUCGGUCCUCUCUCUCCAUCAUACUCGACUCACAUUAAAUCUCCACGCUUCCCACCAUCCACCUACGCACGAUCCAGCGAUGCCGAAGAGGGAUUCGCAGGUGCUCGCUUCGUAGAGGCUAAACCAGCGGGAUAUCAAUCAGAGAAGAAGCCAUUUACCCUACAAGCUCCACCAAUCAAGGUCCACAGUGCCACACCCAAGACUCCUCAAGGCGGCUUUUCAUCUCUUCCACCACGCGCAAUCUCCCCACCACAAGAGCGAAUCGUCGAGCACGUUGCAGCUGCACCGGGAGAACAGACUUAUGCUUCCGUUCCGAUCCCAGGCGCUUACGCUUCACCAUUACCCACCAAAACCACAUUUGGUGAUGUAGGCACCGCGAUGACCAGCGACAGCCGAAUCGAGAGUCCGCCAUCAAGUCCAAGGGGCUGGGAACGUCGAUGA
Glarea lozoyensis ATCC 20868 is the source of this 1557-nucleotide messenger RNA. RefSeq lists its product as uncharacterized. The transcript has 4 exons. The record is from RefSeq and is a predicted model, not a curated record. NCBI's taxonomy places the organism in Eukaryota, Fungi, Ascomycota, Leotiomycetes, Helotiales, Helotiaceae. Bases 1 to 1557 code for a protein of 518 amino acids.